AUGGUUAAAGACACAAAAUAUUAUGAUAUUCUUGGUGUUCAACCAGCUGCAACUGUAGAUGAAAUAAAAAAAGCUUAUCGAAAAUUAGCAUUGAAAUUACAUCCAGAUAAAAAUCCUGAUAAUGAUCCGGAACAAUUUAAACAAUUAUCUCAAGCUUACGAAGUUUUAUCUGACGAAAAAAAACGUUCAUUAUAUGAUCAAGUCGGUGAACAGGGCAUGAAAGAAGGGCCAGGUGCUGGUGGAUUUCAUGGUUCAGAUCCAUUUGAUAUCUUUAAUAUGUUUUUUGGUGGCGGCGGCGGUGGUGGCCCAUUUGGUGGUGGUCGACAAGAUCAUCGAGGAAAAAAUCUCGUUCAUCAAUUAGCUGUUUCAUUAGAAGAACUUUAUAAUGGAGCAGUAAGAAAAUUAGCUUUACAAAAAAAUGUUAUUUGUGAUAAAUGUGAAGGUCGUGGAGGAAAGAAAGGUGCUGUUUCAAAAUGUGGAACAUGUAAUGGAAGCGGUUUUGUUGUUCGAGUUAAUCAAAUUGCACCUGGAAUGAUCCAACAAAUGCGAUCACAUUGUUCAGAUUGUGAAGGACAAGGAGAAAAAAUAAAUGCAAAAGAUAAAUGUAAAACAUGUGAUGGAAAAAAAAUUGUUCGAGAAAGAAAAAUUAUUGAAGUUCAUAUUGAUAAAGGUAUGGAUGAUGGAAAAAAAAUCACAUUUAGUGGUGAAGGUGAUCAAGAACCAGGACUUGAACCUGGUGAUAUUAUUGUCGUUUUGGAUGAAAAAGAAAAUGCUACAUUUAAACGAGAUAAAACUGAUUUACAUAUGAAUAUGCAAAUAACAUUAACAGAAUCAUUAUGUGGAUUUCAAAAAGCUAUUAAAACACUUGAUAAUCGACAAUUAGUUAUAACAUCAUUACCAGGUGAAGUAAUUAAACCAGGAGAUUUAAAAUGUAUAUUAAAUGAAGGUAUGCCUGUCUAUCGAAAUCCGAUGGAAAAAGGUCGACUUGUAUUGCAUUUUGAUGUUAAAUUUCCAAGUAAAAAUGAAUUACGUCCAGAAGCUGUAACACAAUUAGAAAAAUUAUUACCAGCACGAUCAGAAGUUAGUUUACCAAUGGAUGCCGAAGAAUGUGUUUUAGUUGAAUUUGAUCCUCGUCAAUCACAACGUUCAAAUCGACGUGAAAUGUAUGAUGAUGAUGAUCCACGUGGUGGUCAAGGUGGCCCAACACAAGUUAAUUGUGCUACUCAUUAA
Molecule: messenger RNA, 1230 nt
Organism: Adineta steineri
Lineage: Eukaryota; Metazoa; Rotifera; Eurotatoria; Adinetida; Adinetidae
Source: the annotation of a GenBank genome assembly